GGCAGGUCUUGUCAUAAUUUGUUGUUGCAAAAGGGAAUAUAAUUGUGUUUUGGUGAGCUAGUAGGCGUGACAAAUAAGCUAACGUUAGUCUGUGCUAUCAAUCUCGCGCCGCCUUAAAGCUUUAACUUAAGUCAUGUAAACGAAAAAGUUAGAUUUUUCACUCACGUUUGCUUAUAUAUAUCUUACAUUCUCACCAGUUUACCUUGCAUUUGGUCGUAAAUUUAUAUCUUACUAGCAUGCUAAAGGUGUGUGUCUGUGCUUUUUACAAUUGGGAUACAAACACGCGCCAAAUUCGUUUCAGCAGUAACAGUGCACUCACUGUUCUUGAUGUGAUAUGCGUCGUCGAAUAGAGCUGUCGUUUGUGAAUAAACUAACAUAAUUCCAGUCAUGAGUAAAGAAAUCGUAGCUGUCAAGAAUGAGGAUCUUCCUGAUACUUUCCUGGAAGAAAACAGAAUAAAAGAAGAAGAGGAAAACAGCAUAAAAGAAGAAGAGGAGGAGGAGAGGAAAAAGAAGAAAAGGAAGAAGAGUCCAUCUGAUGAUGCAGAGCAGGAUGAAACACCUAAACCCAGAUACAAAUUGUUCGAACCAGAAAUUCUUGAAGGAAAACGGGAGAAGAAAAUCAUCCAGAGACUUGAUUUAAUGUGUAGACCGAAAGAAAAGCUGAAGAUUGAGAGUACAGGAAGAGGUGACAAACUGGGAGACAUUGCACGGAUUAAUCACUCCAUCGGAAAGCUUAAAGUCCCUCUGCUCAAACCUCUGCAUAACAUUGUAUAUGACCGACCGGGAACUGCAUCAGCUCUGCGAAAAAAUCUUCGGCUAUUUAAUGGAUUUCCUUUUGGGCCGGACAGUGAACUUUACAACAAAAAGGUGGAGAAAUUGAAAAAGCUUCAAAAGGGACUGCUCAAAACCAUGUGUCAGACUCUUGAUCUGGAGAGGAGUGGAACGCAAAUUGUUCUUUCUGAGAGGAUAAUGAGGUUUCUUUUACAGCCAACCAACUCGGGAAAGCCUGUUCUUAAGAAGAAAAAGAAGACGACCAAAGAUGCCAAAAGAGAAAAAUCUUCAUCCAAAAGUAAAAAGCCACAGAAAAAAGUAGAAAGUGGAAAGUCCAAACCCAUUGUCUCUGAUACCAGCAGUGAUGAUGAUGACGACGACGAUGAUGAUGAUGAAGAAGAAGAGAGUAAAGAGAACAGUAAGAGCACUGAGGAGUCAGGCACAGCAAGUCAAAGAAAUAAAGAUAGUGAAGAUAAAUCUUCUGAUGAAGUGACUGAUUUUCAUGCUCCUGUAGAAGACAGCGACGAGGAAGAAAAAUCUCCUCCUCAGAAGAAGAAAUCUUCCACUAUGAAGUCCACAAAGAAAUCUGACCAAAAGUCAGAUGAGACUACAUCAGAUGACAGUGACCGAGACGUUCAUGAAGACAAGACUGUAAAAAAGAAAUCUCCUCAGAAGAAGAAAUCUUCCACCAUGAAGUCCACAAAGAAAUCUGACAAGAAGUCAGAUCAGACUACAUCAGAUGACAGUGACCAAGACUUUCAUGAAGACAAGACUGUAAAAAAGAAAUCUCCUCAGAAAAAGAAAUCUUCCACCAUGAAGUCCACAAAGAAAUCUGACCAAGAGUCAGAUCAGACUACAUCAGAUGACAGUGACCAAGAUGUUCAUGAAGACAAGACUGUAAAAAAGACAAUCAAGAAGCCUGCAGCAAAGAGAAAAGCUCCGGCAAAGAGAAAAGCUCCAGCAAAGCCUGUCCCUAAAUCCAAGAAAGCUGACAGCAGCAGCAACCAAAGGAAAAAGAUGGCAAGCAAGAUCAAGGAUGAAAGUGAAAGCUCUGAUGAUGAUCAGCCAUUGAUCAAGAUGCUUAAAAAACCACCAACUGAUGACCAGUUGAAGGAGGCGAUCCAGGAUCUCCUGAAAGAUGCAAACUUGGAGGAAGUUACAAUGAAACAGAUUACCCGACAAGUUUAUGACAAGUAUCCAGAGUUUGAUCUGACCAGCAGAAAGGAAUUUAUCCGGACUACAGUUAAAAGUUUGAUAUCAUGAAGCGAAGAGAAGAAAAUGCCUUAUUUAAAAGGACAGCAAGGGUGAAGAUCGUAUACAAGACUUGAUUUUCAUCAUCACACUGUUCACAGUUGUGUAGUUUUUAUUUUUAUUUUAUACAAGGUUGCUCAACUUUCCAGCAAAUUCUGCUUUUUCAAAUUUUAAAAAGUAUUUUCUAAAGUUCACAUUUGACAGCGACUGAUUUAGAUGUUGUUUUUGAAAUAUACCACAUUUUUAAAACGUUUUUUCCCCCCCCACUUUUUUAAUGGCUCAUAGUCAUAGCAGCAUACAUCAGGGAUGGGCAACUUCGGUCCUGGAGGGCCACCCACUGUCCUACAGAGUUUAUUUCUUUCAGAGUUGGAGCUAAACUCUGUAUGUAGGACAGUAGGUGGCACUCCAGGACCGAAGUUGCCCUUCCCUGCUAUACAUAGUCACUAAAUUGCAUUUUGACGGUCUUAGAAAAGACUGGCUGUGGCCUGCAGUUACAUUACAGUUGAUGUUGCCAAGAUAUAGUACGCAAUAUUUAAAAAAGUAUCGCUGGGUUUUAUUUUUGAGAUCCUGAAUGCUGAUUUGCAAAAAUGUAACUUAUUUAGAAAUUCAUGUUUUGGUCUAUUUUAUUUUUUUCCCCCAGCAUGCAAUUUGACAGUGUCACCUUCCAUUUCAGUGUUGUGCUUAGAAUAAUUUGGGGUUUUAAUACUAAUUUGUAAAGAUUUUUUAAAAAUCUUUGUUUCAGUUUUUUUUUUUUUUUGUAAAUAUGCUUUGCAUGUUCAGUUUUCUUUCCUAUAUUUUUAAUACUAGCCAUAAGGAUCAAACAACUUAAAUCCGAUUAGGUUCUCUGAUAGGACAAGAGUUAAGUCUGUUUGAUCUGUAGAAGAGUUUGAUCUGUUGUAUACACUGACUUCAGUAACAGUUUUAUCAGUUAUCAUCCAUCAUAUUACUCUGUGUUAAUGGAUCGCAACACAGAAACGAAGAUGUUUAUUUUGUAAUAAAUUGAGUUUUCAUAGAAUAUAACCUGUCAGUUUCUUAAGACUAAGGUUCAGUUGCCACUUUGUGAUGGUGUUUCUAUACUUUCAUGUCACAGUUAAAAUUGUUUUAAUGUGUCACUCAAACUUUUUGACUUGGUCAUCCACUCUCCAACACAAUUGUUGACUUGGUCAUCCACUCUGCAACACAAUUGGAUAUAACUUUUUGACUUGUCAUCCACUCUCCAACAUAAUUGGAUGUAAUUAUGAUAAAGUUGCUUAUUUUUAAUUA
Pimephales promelas (fathead minnow) is the source of this 3285-nucleotide messenger RNA. NCBI's taxonomy places the organism in Eukaryota, Metazoa, Chordata, Actinopteri, Cypriniformes, Leuciscidae. The record is from RefSeq and is a predicted model, not a curated record.